Molecule: messenger RNA, 1668 nt
Organism: Cydia fagiglandana
Lineage: Eukaryota; Metazoa; Arthropoda; Insecta; Lepidoptera; Tortricidae
Product: iron-sulfur cluster assembly 2 homolog, mitochondrial
Exons: 2
Coding region: 101-526 (141 amino acids)
Biological process (GO): iron-sulfur cluster assembly
Cellular component (GO): mitochondrion
Molecular function (GO): iron ion binding; 4 iron, 4 sulfur cluster binding; 2 iron, 2 sulfur cluster binding
Source: RefSeq, a predicted model, not a curated record
AGUGAAUAUUUUGGUUUUCGGUUUUCAGAUUGACUAAAUUCUUUAUGCAAUUGAAAAUCUAAAUUUUUAUGCAAAUAAAUAUCAAAAAAUAAUAAGGAAAAUGCUUCGGAGGACGAGGCCAUUGCUGUGUGCGAUUCGCGCUCAACGUAAUAAUGUGUAUUGUUUACGCAACAUCGAGACAUCGCCUGCGCCACAAGAGGGUAUUGUGAUCAGUGAAAGCUGCGUCCAAAAAUUAAAACAGCUUUGUGAUGAUGAGAAGAGCUUCUUAAGAGUGUGCGUAGAAAGCGGAGGCUGCUCGGGAUUCCAGUACAAAUUUGAUUUGGACACUAAACUUCAAGAUGAUGACAGAGUAUUCGAGAAAGAUGGAGUCAAGGUAGUAAUAGAUGAUACUUCACUUGAAUACAUCAAGGGAUCCACAAUUGACUAUCACACUGAACUAAUCCGAGCAGCAUUUAGAGUGGUUCAGAAUCCUAACGCUGAUUUGGGCUGCUCAUGCGGGGCAAGUUUUUCAAUCAAAAUCGACUAAAGGUAAAUAAAAUUAAAAAAAAAAGAAAGGUGGUAAAGAUUAGAAUAAGUAGGCAACAUUUGUAAAUUAAAUAUUUUAUAUACUCAAUACAAACACUAUAAUAGCAAAGAGAUAUUGUUAUUUUGUUAAUAGACCAUAAACAGUGGUAGUGGCUUAGAAAAGCCUUUGUACAGUCGACGUCAAAGAGAUCUUUACGACUAACGUUACAAAAAAUUAUUUACACGACUUUAUUGUCAUAGCAUUUAGGUCGUGUAAACAUUUUUUUGUUACUUUGGCUGUAAAUUUCUCUUUGACGUCGACUGUACAUCACACUAAUCAUUGCGGAUAUAUUUGAUUACCACCUGCCACAUAUUCUCGGUAUCAUCAUUAGCAGGCAGCCCAUCUGCUGUUGAUUGCUGUUGACUUUCACUAAAAGCAAUCACUGCUUUGUGGAUGAAAUGUCCCUAUGACGGAUUUGGCCGCAUUGAUUGUAGGUAUUUGGUAUAUUUUACUUCAUCUUCAAAAAUUGUUCCAAUUUGGGUUAUAUGUGUCGCUUAACUUCAAACUGGGGUAAAUCCAUUGGACCCUCUCAGCAAAUAUCUACCCUAUUACGUUUUCUUAAUACCAAAAUCGCAUAAUCUGACAGAUGGAUUUACCCGAGUUUGAAGUUAAGCGACUCAUAUUUUCUUUAUGUUGUUUUCCUGAAUAAUUAUGCCAAAAAAAAUCUUCAAUAUCUCUUCUUCUCUGUUUGUCUCCAGUCUGUUAAAGCAAUGCAAUUCAUACACUCGUCUAUUUAAGACAUAAGCAUCUCAAAUGAAAGGACUUUCACAUCUUACUAACAGUUUUGACAGAAAUAUUUAAUGCAUUCAGCUUGAAUUCAAAAUAAUAGGAUAGAUUCACGCAAAAUAGGCGCAGGACGUCGAGUUGCGAAAAAUCGCCAGUACUACAAUACAAUACAAUAGAUUUUCUGCAAUUUUAUAUGUAUGCUAAUUAAAAAAAUAGAGAAACAUAAAUGUAAAUAUGUAGUUUAUAGUGUAACAAUUGCAAAAAAAACAAUGUAGACAUUUAGUUUAAUUUAUUUACGUUUUCUGUGAUAUAACAAUAAAGAAUUUACAGCAGUAUAAGCAAGUCUGCUUUUAAUUUUAACAGUUAUGAUUUACUGU